Chara braunii is the source of this 3443-nucleotide messenger RNA. The record is from the annotation of a GenBank genome assembly. NCBI's taxonomy places the organism in Eukaryota, Viridiplantae, Streptophyta, Charophyceae, Charales, Characeae.
GGAGCGAAUCUUUUCUUUGAUUAUAGAUAAUAAUAAAAAGAGAAAAGAAAUUGGCAGACUGAAAUAAUCGUUGAUCUGGAUGGUAUGGGCGUGCCGAUCCUGCUCCUCUACUGAAUGACACGUGGUAAAAUUUCCAUGGACGGACAUGGCGCGCAUCUCAGAAUGAGGCCAAUGCGUCGUGAUACGCUCCUGCAGACACACCGGCCGACACGUCAGCAGUCUAACCAGAUCCAGGCACAUCAGCAGCAGACACCUCAGCAAUGGAUCCAGAUCCCGACACAUCAGGAGACACCUCAGCAAUGGAUCCAGAUCCCGACACAUCAGGAGACACCUCAGCAAUGGAUCCCGAUACCGACACAUCAGCAAUGGAUCCGGAUCCCGACACAUCAGCAGAUACGUCAGCCGUGGUCUGGCCUACGUCUCUGGGCAAACGCCGCUUACGUGGCCGUCAGCAUGCGACGUGGCGCAGAAAUGGCCGCCGGCGCUCGAUACACAACAGAUGAAUCUAUCCCGACGGAUGUUGRUGCGGAUGACGAUGGCAGACCCGGUGGGAUGUGCGSACGUAUGGGCAGCAACCCACGUGGCACAGAUCUUGGUGCAUGCGCACGUGCCUGUGAGGUCGAUCUGUGUACACGUGGCAUUCAUUUUGAGGUAUGGACACGUGGUAGUAACUUUGGGGUACGUAUACGACGCAGGGAUGACGGUGGCUUGCGUACACGUGGCAGUGACGAUUUGGGUGUAGGUACACUUGCCAGUGAUGUUCCUGUACUGCCACGUGGUGGCAGAUUGGACGUCGACUCACCGAAAGCAAUSGAAAGAGUGGAGCAAACGAUUGGAGGACACGUGGCAGAUCACCAAUCAACAACCAUGCYAACRRCGAUUGGCGGACWYGUGUUCCCRGAUGACGUGGCGGCGAAUAACGUCGCCGCGGRGGGAGAUGCCGUGGCUGAUCAUGAGCCAAAUGAGGUGGUCCCAGAUGAUGUAGCGGCCGAUCACGUGGCGGAUGUUGCCGGCCAUUGCGAGCAUAGRAGCCGUACAAAAGCUCUGCCACGUCGCAGAUGGGGUGACGUUGAGACGAUGGUACUAAUUAGACAGCUAGGGRAGGAGCGAUYUCCCUCGAGUGGAGUKSUGGUCCCAUCGGCWGYUGURCKCUCUACGGAGAUGCUGGCUCCACGUGGCAAGCAAAGAAUGAGCAGAACGAGCACUGMCACGUSGCACAGGGUGGAGCAAGCUAUGCGGGACGAAGGAUACACGCGAACAUGGGCACAGUGCCGAGGACGAUGGAACACGCUUCGUCGAUGGUAUGGACGUGUGGUUAAUCACGAUUCCCAGCUUGAAGGUGGCCGGCGCAGCUACUGGAGCAUGAACCCUCGACUGCAUGACACGUGGCAGCAAGGGAACGACAUCAACCUGGCAGCAGACGUGCGAGGAGGAGAGAACGGAAGAGGUGGACGUGGAGCAGGGGAUCAGAAUGGUGGCGGUGAGCGUUUGCGCUCCCGACGAGGAGGGGGAGAUGGCGAGGUGCAAUGUCACGCGGAGGGAAGAAGUACUCGUUGGAGGGAGACGCCGGAUGAGGAAUUGCCAUCCCGACGUCCCGACCCUGGCCACGUGUCAGGCAGUCGAACCCGGAGAUCAGUGGAUGAUUACAGUUUCAGCUCGGAGUCCUCCUCCAUGGCACACAUGCAUAGUGACACCAGCGAUGGAUUUGUCGUUUUGUACGACUCUGGAGCACACUUGCUACGUGGACAUCAGAACGCUGAGGGUCCACGCGAUCGACACGUGUGCGCAUGUCCCGACCCUGGCCACAUGUCAGGCAGUCGAGUCAGGAGGGCUCUUGAUGAUUGCAGCUACAGCUCCCCCUCCAUGCCAGAUUCUGAUAGCAAUGGCAGCGAUGGAUUUGUCGUUUUGUGUGACCCUGGAGCUCGAUAUCUGCGUGAACGUCAGAACGCUGAGGGAUCAGGUGAUCGACACGUGUCCGCACGUCCUGACCCUGGCCACGUGUCAGGCAGUCGAGUCAGGAGAUGUCUUGAUGAUUACAGCUACAGCUCCCCUCCAUGGCAGAUUCUGAUAGCAAUGGCAGCGAUGGAUUUGUCGUUUUGUGUGACCCUGGAGCUCGAUAUCUGCGUGAACAUCAGAACGCUGAGGGAUCAGGUGAUGGACACGUGUCCGCACGUCCCGACCCUGGCCACGUGUCAGACAGUCGAGUCAGGAGAUGUCUUGAUGAUUACAGCUACAGCUCCCCCUCCACGGCAUAUUCUGAUAGCAAUGGCGGCGAUGGAUUUGUCGUUUUGUGUGACCCUGGAGCUCGAUAUCUGCGUGAACGUCAGAACGCUGAGGGAUCAGGUGAUGGACACGUGUCCGCACGUCCCGACCCUGGCNUCGUUUUGUGUGACCCUGGAGCUCGAUAUCUGCGUGAACGUCAGAACGCUGAGGGAUCAGGUGAUGGACACGUGUCCGCACGUCCCGACCCUGGCCACGUGUCAGGCAGUCGAGUCAGGAGAUGUCUUGAUGAUGACAGCUACAGCUCCCCCUCCACGGCAUAUUCUUAUAGCGAUGGUAGCGAUGGCAGCGAUGGCUUCGUUGUUUUGUGUGACCCUGGAGCUCGAUAUCUGCGUGAACGUCAGAACGCUGAGGGAUCAGGUGAUGGACACGUGUCAUGCACUCGACCCAUGCAGACGCUGCAUAGUCAUGGCAGAGCUGCAGAGGUUGGACUCGGGGAUGGAGACGGUGAGAGCGCUGAACGUCGUGCAAAUCAUCAGACUGCUGGUGAGGGAGCGCUGUCCCGGCGCGGAGGAGGUGAUGGAGAGUUGCAAUGUGAUGUGGAGAGAAGGAGGAACUGGGGGGAGACGAGGGACGAAUACCAAUCCCGAUCCCAACGUCCAGAUCCAUGCCACGUGUCAGGCAGACAAUCCCUCUUCUCCUUCCUCUCCCUCUUCUCCUUCCUCUCCCUCCUCUCCUUCUCCUCCUCCUCCCUCGCCACUCUCUUCUCCUUUUCCAGCGAAGAGACGUCUCUCUUCUCCUUGUCCAGCGAAGAGACGUCGGAUGACCGGUGCCAGUGAAGGUAGGAAGGCGAUGGAGGAAAGUAGUGGUGAUGUGGCAGUAAUGGAGCGGGCAGGUGAGGGAGGCAUCAAGGAGUGCCACAUGUCAGGUCCUCACCAGUUGCUCGUCCAGAAAGAGUGGGACGGUGUUCGUGCUGAAAUGACCGAGAACAUAGCGAUGGGGAGAGAGACGCUUGGAUUGCUCAAGACCGGGAUUGGGCUGCUCGCGGCGAGAUUCAACGGACAUGAGCCAUGCCACAUUGAACUUGUUCCUUUUCCUGCUGAUGAUCAGUAGUGGCCGUCCUGAUCAGCAGUCUUCGUUACGAUCGUCGGCGACGGACUUGCGGAAAACUGUCAUGAUGGCUGUCCGCGUGUGUCAUGACUCGUACGGCGUGCGCUUCAGAC